UCAUUCAGAUUUGUUUGUCCUACAGGCAACUGGAUGGAAUAGCAGUCCUGUCCUCUCUUCCUCUUCUCCGUUCUCCCCUCUCUUCUGGGUAGUCACUUGAAGGAGGCAGACACGGAGCACCAGUGAACCUACUCACGGGACACACACGCACCCACAUACACACUCACACCCACGGACAGAUAGAGUGAGAGUGUGUGUGUGUGAGAGAGAGAGAGAGAAGGAGGUUGAAGCUGUCUUCGGUGGGACCAGGAUAACCUUUGGACCUACUGGCACCUGGCACCAACAGUCUCAAGACGGACUAAGAGGUUUCUCUGCUGACUUCACUGUCUUAUGGAGAAGAGCCAGUUGAUUUCUGUGGAAAUUCAGAAGGAGGUCUCAGAUCUGAUAACGGCAAAGGUUUUACUGAAUAACAUUUGUUAGACUAAUAGGUUUUUUUGGUCUGGGUGUUUUUUCUCUCCUCCCAGACAUCAUGGGGUGGCCACAGGGUCAUGUGACCUGGCCAGUGGAGUCAUCAUCAGGCAAGGUGACGGCCACGACAACACUGGCUCUUCUGCUCGUCUUCCUCAGCGCCGUAUCCCCCUUCUCUACCCCACAACCCAGAGUCUUCCUCACUUUUACUGACCUCCAGGCGUCCCAGUCCUUUGAGUACUACACUCUGUCUGAGAAGCCCAUGGACUACCGGAUCCUGCAGAUGGACGAGGACCAGGACCGGAUGUACGUGGGCUGCAAGGACCACGUCCUGUCCAUGGACAUCAACAACAUUACGCAAGGCACGCUCAAAGUGUUCUGGCCCGCCUCCGUCAGCAAGAUCGAGGAGUGCCAAAUGGCGGGCAAAGACCCCACGCAUGGCUGUGGAAACUUCCUCAGGGUCGUUCAGCCUUUCAACAGGACCCAUCUGUUUAUCUGUGGGAGUGGAGCGUACAGCCCUGUUUGUGCCUACAUCAACAGAGGUCGCCGGCCAGAGGAGAAGGUCUUCCAGAUUGCCUCUCGGGCUGAAUCAGGGAAGGGAAGAUGUUCUUUCAACCCGCAGGUCAACACAGUCUCUGUCAUGCUGAACCAGGAGCUCUUCUCUGGCAUGUACAUUGACUUCAUGGGCACGGACGCCGCUAUCUUCCGGAGCCUGACCACCAGGAACGCGGUGAGGACUGACCAACACAACUCCAAAUGGCUGAGUGAGCCCAUCUUUAUCGAUGCCCAUUUGAUACCGGACGGGUCAGACCCGAACGACACCAAGCUCUACUUCUUCUUCCGCGAGCGGCUGACGGACAACAGCGGCAACACCAAGAGCAUCCACACCAUGGUGGCGCGCGUGUGUCCGAAUGACACUGGCGGUCAGCGAAGUCUGGUAAAUAAGUGGACCACCUUCUUGAAGGCCCGGAUGGUGUGCUCAGUGCUGGAGGAAGAUGGCACGGAGACCCACUUUGACGAGCUUGAGAGUGUGUUUUUGCUGGAGGCUGACAACCCCAAAGGCCUCCUUGUGUUUGGCGUCUUCACAUCCACAAGCUCUGUGUUUAAAGGGUCAGCCGUGUGCGUGUACAACAUGGCCGACAUCCUGACCGUCUUCAAUGGGCCGUUCGCCCACAGGGAGGGCCCCAACUUUCAGUGGGUGGCUUUCCAAGGACGCAUCCCCUACCCAAGGCCUGGCACAUGUCCUGGUGGAGCUUUCACACCUCAUGUCCAGAGCACCAAAGAGUUUCCUGAUGACGUGGUGACGUUCGUCAGGAACCACCCUGUUAUGUUCAAUCCCAUCUACCCCGUGGGCAGGAGGCCGUUGCUGGUGCGAACACACGCUGACUACAAAUACACCUCCAUCGCCGUCGACCAGGUCACCGCAGCAGAUGGCCAGUACCAGGUCCUCUUCCUGGGCACAGACAAAGGCACAGUACAGAAGGUGAUCGUCCUGCCCACAAAUGGUUCCCUGGACGAGGAUCUGAUUCUGGAGGAGCUGGAAGUGUUUAAGAAUGGAGCUGCCGUGACCAAUUUGCAGAUCUCAUCCAAAAAGCAACAGCUAUACGUGAGCUCGGAACAUGGCGUGUCCCAAGUGUCCCUGCACCGUUGCCAUGCCUACGGCUCGGCCUGCGCCGACUGCUGCUUGGCCAGGGACCCCUACUGCGCCUGGGAUGGAAUGACCUGUUCUCGCUUCUACCCCACGGGGAAAAGGCGCAGUCGGAGACAGGACAUCAUCCACGGCAACCCACUAACCCAGUGCAGAGGGUUCAAUCUCAAGGCGUACAGAAAUGCGGCGGAGUUGGCCCAGUACGGGAUCAGGAACAACACCACUUUCCUGGAGUGCAUGCCCAAGUCACCGCAGGCCUCCAUCAAGUGGCUCAUCCAGAGAGACAACGACCGGCGAAAAGAGGUGAAGCUAAGUGACCGCGUGGUCUCCACAGAGCACGGCCUUCUCAUCCGCUCGGUGCAGCCGUCUGACCAAGGCCUCUACUACUGCUUGACCACCGAGAACGGCUUCAAGCGCACCGUGGCCAAGCUUCGCCUGCGCGUGCUGAGCGAGACGCUGGUCAGCGCGCUGACCACCAAGCAGCAGUCGCCCUGGGGCUGGGCAGCGCUGCACCCCAAGGCCCUGGUGUCGGCCUUCACGCCGGCCGACGCGCUCGCCGUGCAGCAGUACUGCAAGGAGCGCAAGCAGCUCCAGAGUCUGGUCCCCGCCGGGGCCUCCGUCUCGGUCGCCAGGGGCGACAUGGGCAAGCUGGGCAAGCUCAAGCCGCUGCUGGACCGCACCAAGAGCCGCAACCGCCGGAACCACCUGCCCCUGGAGUAGAUGGUGGUGUCGGGGAAGGGAUGGAGGGAGGGGGGGUGUUGGGGUGGAGAGAGAAGUAGAGGAGGAGGACAAAGGGAGCGGUUGUGGGGGGGAGAGAAAAUGACUGACCGAGCAUCUGGGGUAUGCCUUUGGGUAUGUUGUGCUCCAAUGGACUUCUUUUAGACAUUUAUGUUCCGGGCUGCCCCUGACUGCAUUGGGCCCACACAUUUGGGGGAGUCAUGAUGGCACUGAAGAGAGAGAGAGAGAGAGAGAGAGAGAGAGAGAGAGAGAAAGAGAGAGAGAGAGAGAGAGAGAGAGAGAGAGACAGAGAGAGAGACAGAGAGAGCGAGAGAGAGAGAUGUGCUUCCUUCAAUGCCUCUACAGUAGUCUUACGUGCAUGAGGUACUCAGUGACUGUGACCUAUGCCAACACAGACACUCACACACACACACACACACACACACACACACACACACACACACACACACACACACACACACACUCACUCACUCACUCACUCACUCACUCACUCACUCACUCACUC
Molecule: messenger RNA, 3299 nt
Organism: Alosa sapidissima (American shad)
Lineage: Eukaryota; Metazoa; Chordata; Actinopteri; Clupeiformes; Clupeidae
Gene: sema3c
Product: sema domain, immunoglobulin domain (Ig), short basic domain, secreted, (semaphorin) 3C
Exons: 19
Coding region: 470-2776 (768 amino acids)
Biological process (GO): positive regulation of cell migration; semaphorin-plexin signaling pathway; negative regulation of axon extension involved in axon guidance
Molecular function (GO): chemorepellent activity; semaphorin receptor binding
Source: RefSeq, a predicted model, not a curated record